CCUCAGGAUGAUCAGAAUAGUCCAGCUGUUGUGUUUUUCUGGCCUUCUUUUACUGUGUGACGGUCAGGGUCUCACAACAUGCCUCACUCAGCCCACGUACAGACUGGCAGAAAACGCUGACAUGACAGUGGUGUGUGGAACCAGUCAAAUGUUUUUAAAAGUUCUCAUUUGUCCAAUGUAUUUUGCGGGAUACAACGAAUCCCUAAUGGCGCUCAAUGCUAAGUUUAGCACCCCAGCCUGCCGUGGAGUAGCGGACUGGACUGUCAAUCCUCCCGUCCUGCUGUUCAACUUCUCAAUCUCUCAGGAGGCGCUCAUCCUUUGUGGCAUCAAUAUGAACAUUUUCAGUCAAGUGGGAUCAGGGAUAUUCUCCGACUUCUCCCAAAUCCAGUCCGUUAAUAUCUCUGGAUUAAUCAAUUCCUGGGAUCCCAGCACCAGCACUAUCUCUUACAGGCAACAACUGAUGUACCAGUUCUCAUGUCUGUAUCCACUGCAGUAUUUAGUCAACAACACUGAGCUCGGCGUGUCAGGAGUGAGUCUAGCAGUAAAGGACAACAAUGGCACCUUCGUCAGUACUCUAAGCAUGGCUCUUUUCAGUACUCCCGACUACACAACCAGACUCCAGAUCCCGGGAUCUGGGCUGCAGUUGAAAACUCGCAUAUAUGUGCAGAUCAAGGCAACAAAUCUCACAAACAAGUUCAAUGUGUUGCUGGACCGUUGCUAUGCCACAACAAGCCCUUAUCCAGCCCUCAGCACCUCUUACGAUCUUUUUAUCGGGUGUAAUCGUGAUGCCCAGACAAAGAUCGAUCGGAAUGGGAUAUCCCAGGAAGCUCUCUUCUCCUUUGAGGCCUUCCGCUUUGUGGAACACAAAAACCUGUCCGUCUCCACUUUCUACCUGCAUUGUGCUACCCGACUCUGUGAGAACUCCACUUGCGCCUCCUUGCUUCCGAAAUGCGUUAGGAAAAGAGAAGUACAGUCUCCAGUGUACAACUCUUCUGAUGUUGCCAUUGUCUCCUCAGGACCAGUCAGAACUAAAGUUGACAGCGGUGUCCCUGUGCCUGCUAGAUUAACCUCAUCAGCAUCCAUCCCUCAGCUGACGUAUGUUGGUGUAGCCACUGGCUUGCUGAGCUUCUUUCUGUUUGACUGGUUGUCUACAUCAGGACUUGCACAGUGAUCGGCAUCAGGAUUCGGGAAUUCCUUAUCACUUGACUGAAAACAAUGUUUCUUAGAAGAUAUCUCACUUGUUACAUAAAUGUGAGAAUAUAUAUGUGUCAGUUAUUAGCACCUUCAUUUUUUACAUUUUUUAAUGUUUCUGUGAGAACAAGAAAAAAGAAACAUGUUCAGUAUGUAGUUUACAUAUUGUGUUCUUUUUAAAAGUUUUUAAUGCAUAACAGUGCUUUGGGGGGAAAUGUAUGCACUAUGAAUGUAACCAUUUCUAUUCAGUUUAAACUUGAAUAAAAA
Messenger RNA from Carassius gibelio (silver crucian carp), 1458 nucleotides. Its product is annotated as zona pellucida-like domain-containing protein 1. The transcript is spliced from 10 exons. The coding region runs from base 8 to 1171 and encodes 387 amino acids. The record is from RefSeq and is a predicted model, not a curated record. Gene Ontology annotation, cellular component: cell surface. Lineage: Eukaryota; Metazoa; Chordata; Actinopteri; Cypriniformes; Cyprinidae.